AUCGGUCAAAAAGGUUAAAGGCAAACGAUAAAAAGUAGAAAGCUUGAAUGGUUCUCUGCACGCACUCAAGUCAGCCAUGGAACUCCACACUUCCAACUUUUCCUCUUUUGGGGAAGUGCAGAACCUCAAGCGACGUGAACCAAAUCCACGCCCGAAUCAUUACGACUGGACUCAUUAGAAAUGCUGCCUUGACUACCAAAAUGGUACUCUAUUUUGCUUCCUCUCCCCACCCACCACUCAUUGAAUUCGGUCGUUACGUUUUCUUCUGUCACCAUGCUUGCGAAUUGCAACGAAAGCAAGAUGACCCUUUCCUCUGGAAUGCCAUCAUCAGAUCCUUCUCACAUGGUGUUGAUCCCAAACAAGCCAUUGUUAUCUUCUCUCUCAUGCUCCAGCUUGGAAUUCGCGUUGAUAGAUUUUCAUAUUCUUUAGUCCUGAAAGCAUGCUCUCGCCUAUCUUUGAUUAAGGAAGGACUGCAAAUUCAUUCUUUGAUAAGAAAGACCGAACUUCGGUGGGAUGUUUUCUUGCAAAAUUCCUUGAUUAGUUUCUACGUGCGGUGUGGAUUGGUUGAAGUUGCUCGUCAUUUAUUCGAUAGAAUGACAGAGCGGGACUCAGUGUCCUGGAACUCAAUGAUUGACGGGUAUGUUAAGAAUGGGUUGACGGACUUUGCAGCGGAACUGUUCGAUAAGAUGCCUACGGAGGACAGGAAUGUGAUAUCGUGGAAUUCUAUGAUUCGUGGGUAUGCACAAUCCAGAGAUGGGCUUGAAAUGGCUUGGGAUUUGUUUAAUCAAAUGCCUAAAAGAGACUUGAUUUCCUGGAAUUCGAUCAUUGAUGGCUUAGUCAAGUGUGAGAAGCUGGAAGCUGCCCGAGAAUUAUUUGAUCGGAUGCCCACGAGGGACGAAGUCAGUUGGGUAAUCAUGAUAGACGGAUUUGCCAAGUUUGGUAGAGUCGACACGGCUCGGAGUUUGUUUGAAGAUAUGCCAGAAAGAGAUGUUAUUGCUUGGAAUUCCAUGAUGGGAGGGUAUGUUCAAAAUGGGUUCAGUGCGGAAGCUUUAAAGCUCUUUCGUGUGAUGCAAACUGAAAGUAAUUUAACUCCUGAUCAUGCUACUCUAGUAAUUGCUCUUUCUGCAGCGGCUGCAUUAGGACGGAUCAACGAAGGGAUAUCCAUACAUAAUUACAUAGAGAAGAACAGGUUGCCUGUAGAUGGAAAACUUGGGGUUGCCCUUAUAGACAUGUACUCGAAGUGCGGGAGCAUUAAAGAUGCUAUGUGGGUGUUUGAAAAUCUGGAAGAGAAAGGUGUGGAUCACUGGAAUGCAAUGAUCAAUGGGCUGGCAAUUCAUGGCCUAGGUGAGUUGGCUCUUGACCUUUUCAUGGAGAUGGAGAAGCUUUCUGUCAAGCCUGAUGAUAUCACAUUCAUUGGAGUUCUAAAUGCGUGUGGCCAUGCAGGCUUGUUGAAGGAAGGUUUGAUGUGUUUUGAGCUUAUGAGGAGAGUAUACAAUGUAAAGCCCAAACUCCAACACUAUGGAUGCAUGGUUGAUCUCCUUGGCCGAGCAGGGCACCUAAGAGAGGCAAGGAAAUUGAUAGAGGAUAUGCCAAUUCAGCCAAAUGAAGUGGUUUUGAGAGCUUUGCUUAGUGCUUGUAUGAAUCAUUACAACUUUGACAUGGGAGAAUGGGUAGCCAAACAUCUAAUUCAAUUGGAUUCGUUUAAUUCUAGUUCAUAUAUACUUCUUUCCAAUCUAUAUGCUGGUUUUGGGAUGUGGAGUGAUGUUAGUAGAAUUAGAACAAUAAUGAAAGAAAAGGAUAUACGCAAAGUUCCUGGGUGCAGCUGGAUUGAACUUAAUGGAAUUGUACAUGAGUUUGUUGUUGGAGAUAAAUCUCAUCCUCAAGUUACAGAGAUUUAUUUCUUAUUGGAGAAUUUGUGUAAAUUCAAUACAGAAUUUGCCUGUUGUAAAGAAUAAAUUUAAAAGUUGAGGCCAA
Molecule: messenger RNA, 1974 nt
Organism: Telopea speciosissima
Lineage: Eukaryota; Viridiplantae; Streptophyta; Magnoliopsida; Proteales; Proteaceae
Product: pentatricopeptide repeat-containing protein At2g45350, chloroplastic
Exons: 1
Coding region: 48-1955 (635 amino acids)
Biological process (GO): RNA modification
Molecular function (GO): RNA binding; protein binding
Source: RefSeq, a predicted model, not a curated record